Messenger RNA from Miniopterus natalensis, 5408 nucleotides. RefSeq names its product solute carrier family 30 member 1 (gene SLC30A1). Gene Ontology annotation, molecular function: calcium channel inhibitor activity; zinc ion transmembrane transporter activity. The record is from RefSeq and is a predicted model, not a curated record. Gene Ontology annotation, biological process: zinc ion transmembrane transport; detoxification of zinc ion; intracellular zinc ion homeostasis. Gene Ontology annotation, cellular component: endoplasmic reticulum; membrane; Golgi apparatus. Lineage: Eukaryota; Metazoa; Chordata; Mammalia; Chiroptera; Miniopteridae.
CUCGGCGCCUCCCGGCCACCGCCUCCCGAGUGUCCGCGCCGCGCUCGGCGGGCCCCCGAGCCGCAGCCAUGGGGUGCUGGGGCCGCAACCGGAGCCGGCUGCUGUGCAUGCUGAUGCUGACCUUCCUGUUCAUGGUGCUGGAGGUGGUGGUGAGCCGGGUGACCUCGUCGCUGGCGAUGCUCUCCGACUCCUUCCACAUGCUGUCGGACGUGCUGGCGCUCUUGGUGGCACUGGUGGCCCAGCGCUUCGCCCAGCGGACCCACGCCACCCAGAAGAACACGUUUGGCUGGAUCCGGGCCGAAGUGAUGGGGGCUCUGGUGAACGCCAUCUUCCUGACCGGCCUCUGCUUCGCCAUCCUGCUGGAGGCCAUCGAGCGCUUCAUCGAGCCGCACGAGAUGCAGCAGCCGCUGGUGGUGCUCGGGGUCGGCGUGGUGGGGCUGCUGGUCAACGUGCUGGGGCUCUGCCUCUUCCACCAUCACAGCGGCUUCGGCGACAGCUCCGGCCACGGCCACUCGCACGGGGGCCUCCCCAAAGGGGUCCGCGGCAAGGGCAACCGCCCCGGGGACAGCGACACCAGCAUGAGCCCCGGCGACCAGAGACCCGACCAGGAGGAGACCAACACCCUGGUGACCAAUAGCAGCAACUCCAACGGGCUGAAACUGGACGGGACAGAUCCAGAAAAGUCCAGAAAUAACACAACGGAUGUACAAGUGAACGGGAAUGUUAUCAGAGAAGCCGACCAAAUGGAAAUAGAAGAUGGUGAUAAGGCCGGACAACUUAACAUGCGUGGAGUUUUUCUGCAUGUCUUUGGAGAUGCUUUGGGUUCAGUGAUUGUAGUAGUAAAUGCCUUGGUCUUUUACUUUUCUUGGCAAGGUUGUCCUGUAGGGAAGUUCUGUGAGAACCCGUGUACCCCUGACCCCUGCAAAGCAAUGAUGCAAAUAAUGAAUACUACUCAGGCAACAGUUUAUAAGGCUGGUCCUUGCUGGGUGCUAUAUUUAGAUCCAACUCUUUGUAUGGUAAUGGUCUGUAUACUCCUUUACACAACUUACCCAUUACUUAAAGAAUCUGCUCUUAUUCUCCUACAAACUGUUCCUAAACAAAUUGAUAUCAGAAAUUUGAUAAAAGAACUUCGAAAUGUUGAAGGAGUUGAGGAAGUUCAUGAGUUACAUGUUUGGCAACUUGCUGGAAGCAGAAUCAUUGCCACUGCUCACAUAAAAUGUGAAGAUCCAACAUCAUACAUGCAGGUGGCUAAAAUCAUUAAAGACGUUUUUCAUAAUCACGGAAUUCACGCUACUACCAUUCAGCCUGAAUUUGCUAGUGUAGGCUCUAAAUCGAGUGUAGUCCCAUGUGAACUUGCCUGCAGAACUCAGUGUGCUUUGAAGCAGUGUUGUGGGACUCGGCCACAAGCCCUUUCUGGAAAGGAUACAGAAAAGGCCCCAACAGUUAGCAUUUCUUGUUUAGAACUUAGUGACAAUCUAGAGAAGCCCAAGAGGACUAAAUCUGAAAACAUGCCUGCUGUUGUGAUAGAGAUUAAAAAGAUGCCAAACAGACAACCCGAAUCAUCUUUGUGAGUCUUGAAAAAGAUGUGGUAUUUGACUUUUGCUUUAAACUGCAAGAGGGAAAAGACUCCAUUGAAAUUCUAAGUUUGCCAAGUAGUGUAAUUGAAGUCCUUGUCUGGUCACACAGUUUAAUUCUAUUUUUGUAAGAACAUAAUGGGACUGUUUAACAGACUUCUGUAUUACAACUUUGUGAUUCUUAGUGCAGAGUACAGCUAUGCUGUAACAAUUUUGGAAAGCCAGUUCUAACACUAUGUUACAUUUUUGUUUAAAUAUAAACCUUAUAUAACAUAAUGACAUUUGAUUUCCAGUUUUUCCAUGGUGAAAAAUUAAUUAGGGGGAUAAAUAAAUUAAAAUUGUUACUGGAAUUUCUCUGCUUUUCUUUUCCCCCAGUGUUAUAUUUUGUUUAUUAAAAUUAUAAUUGCUAGAACUUUAAAAAAUCAACAACUUUGUUUCCUUUGAUACUUUAGGUAAUAUUUACUUGCUCUUUAAGGUCAUUAUAUAGCAUAGUGGCAGCAUCUUUUCAGAGUGACUGAUGGAUAUUAUUAGGAAAAGUUUCUUUUUUUCUUCAUAUGGGGUAUUUAUAAUACUAAAGAUCAGUUAUUAUCCUGUGUUGUAUAUUGCUGAGUAUUACUCUAAUAAACAGUGAGAUAUAAUUAACAACUUGAAUUAUAGUUUACACAUAAUAGGGCAUAUAGGGAGUAAGAGCAGGGAAGAAAGUUUACCAAAUUAAAUAUUUAGAUUAUUGUAAAUUAAUAUUGAGACUAUAUUUCUAAAUUCUGAGAGUCUGAACAUGUUUUUUUUCUUACCAGAGUUAGUCUAAAACAUGGACGUGUUUACCAGCAUUACUUGCUUUGAAAGAUUGGCAUCAGAAGCACAUUUAUACAGUAAAUGUUUUUAAGGACAUUAAACUCUAUCUAAUAAUUACAUGUUAAAUGCAGACUUACUAAUGGGAUCUUUUAAAAAACCUUUUCAGAGUUAGUCAUUUCAUAGUGACCCAUCAUGAAUGGAUUCAAAUGCAGCUUUUCAAACACCACCAGCAAUGCUUGUGUUUUGCCAAGAGCCACUGACUUAGGAGAAGAAAGAAAUCUGAAGGUUAAUGCAAUUUGGAUAUUAAAUUUUAAAGAAGCAAAAUGAGUUAAGGCAAAAUUAAUAAUUAAGAUUCUGUAAGUUAUCCUGUCUUGAUAUCACUCAGAUCUACAAUACCUACGCAGGAAAUAGUUCUUGGAUAUUUUAUUGUUGCUAUGGAUUUUGAAUCCACACACAAAUGUUAUUUAAGGCUAUUUAAGUUAUAUUUUUCUUGAUAGAGAGGGAUUAUGCUUUGUGAAGAAACUAGAUUUUUGUCCUCAAAAGGAUGAAUAUUAAUAUCAGUUAUCAUAUAUAGCUCUAUUUUUCUAGAAACAAGGUAUCCUGACUACUUCAGUGACUUUUAUAGCUGACUACUUUUGAGAUGGCCACCUUUUGGGAUUUGAAAUAAUUCAUUGUUUAAUGGGUCUUAAGAUGAAAGUGAAGGCCUUUGACAGUUAAAUUCUGUGGUAGAUGGUGUAGUUUUUUUCUAGCAUAAAUAAGCCUGUUGCUGGCAAUGGGCCUAUUUAAGAACAGCCGAUUUUUCCAAUGACAAUGAGGUAAUUUUAGAAACAGUUUGUAAGUUCACAUUUACUAUAAUGGGCCAAAACCAUAACCUGCCAAUCUGUAAUACAUCUUGACAUUUAAUACUCUUAUCUCAUAUUGUGGAAUUUAGUUCCUAAGCUGGUAGUUACUUUGAAUUUUGCAAACAAUUUUUUAAAACAUGAAAUUGGGGAAUUUCAUUGUUUGGGUAAGAGAGAAUUUCAAAUUGUACUGUAUCAUGUACAUUCCUGAUUUAACACUUUAAACUACAAAGCAUUAAGAUCUCAAAACAGUUUGUUAUAGAAACAUUUCAGUAAUGAUACAAUAGGAUAACUGGUAAAUAUAUUAGAUUCUAUGGGAUUUUCUUUACAAAUGCUCUAUUGAGUCUUUUUAAAAAGGUUGUAUAAUGUGUAAGACAUCAAUUGAACGAGGAUUUUUAAAAAUAGUGUAUAAGCUUGGGACAAGGGCUAUUUUUUUUUUUUUUCAAAAGUGCUUUGAAGGUAACAGCCUCUAGAUUUCAGUUAUUUCACGUUUCAUAAUUUUGAAGUAGCUUAUAUGUAACAAAGUGGUACCUUGGGAAGGUUCUCUUUUUUUCAAAGGUCUUUGUCAUAAUAGUGAAAUCAGUGGGCACUGACUCACCUUUUGAGUUUUAGCAGAGAAUUAUUUAUUUCUUUACAAUGCACUUUCUAACCCAUUUUUAGCUAUAUUAGCAUUAUCUUUUAAAAAUGCUUUUAUAUUUAAAUAUUGUGGGAUUUAGGUGUCUUUUCCAAAAUAGCUUCUUCUUUCCUGAAAGAAAAUGAAGGGAAUACCCUGAAUUAUUCGGAGACUUAAACCCAAUAUUUAAAUAUGCGGUUUUAUAACACGGCAUCAGUUUUAGGAGGUGCAUCUCUCCUGGCUCUUUUAUAUUUGAGCAAGAUCAGUGUAUUUAGAAUGUGUUUAGCAACUUGUCUAUUGUCUCGGUUUAGUGAGAAGGAGGUGCUGCAUGUACCUGAAUUAGAACCAACCAGAAAUUUUUCCAAGCCAAAUACAGCCUUAGUGAUGAGAGAUUUAAUUCUCCAUUGUCACCUUUUAGCUUAUAUGAAUGUAUAGGUUUUUUUUGAAGGGCAUACGCAUUGUAAAAGUAAGGACUAGAACCUAUAAGAAAAAAGUCAAAAAACUCUCAAAAACUUUGCUGUAUGUAUUUUAACAUUUUAGAAAACAAUGUUUGACUAAGGUAUGUAAUUUAAAUAGGAAAAAUUUCCAUCCUUUGGAAAAUCACAAUAGGUAGGAGACUAUGUUAACAUUUUGUAUCUUGUUAACAGCCUCAGUUAAUUUUGAACUCUUGAAAGUUUUGAGGGAAAAGGCCUAUGGAACCUAAUGUGAAGUAUUUAGUAGGCUGACUGGUAUUGAGUUGAAGAUUUUUACUGUCUCUAAGCAGAUAUCAUUUGAAUGAUAUAAUGUCAUUUACCUGCUGUCUUAAAGAUGUUCACAUACAUAAAUGUGGAGACUAGUUCUACAGUAUAGAUUAUUUAUUUUAUUAGCGUUUCAGUUAAGUCAUAAAACAGUGUUAAAACUCUUGGGAAGGUAAAGGGGUUUUUUUUUGUUUGUUUUAUAAAUUGCAACUGUCAAAUACAGUGUUUGACCAUCUGAAAUGGAAAUUGUAGUAGCACUAUUUUGAUGUAGCUAUACCAAUGCUGUGUGGCAAUGCUAUUUUGUUUUACUAACAAGCUCUGGAAUAUUUAGCAGUCGUUUUUACUGGCACAAGAGCUUUUUGUAUGUCAUUCAGUUUAAACUUUUAAACCAAAAAUUUUAUGGUCCAGUGUCUUUGGCAAAAAGAUACUGAAGAGAAUGUAACAUAAAAUUAAUAUGUGGUGAUAUAUAAAAAGACACAAAUUGCCACCUUAGGGUUCUGUCUUGAAACAGCACAAUGACUUGUACCAGUGUAUUCUGUGAUUCUUUAUGAAACUUCCAUGUUGUGUUGUUUUGUGUCUGCCACAGUCUGUCCUUUGGGCCAGAUGUGGCACAGUUAAAUGCAACUAUCAUCUCAUUAAUGCAGAUGCACAGAAGAUGUCUUUAGUGCUGCAACAUUUCACCUAACUUUUUGUAUGUUUUAUGACUGUGCAUUGUUUUCCAAAGCUGUUCCUACCUCAUCAUUGAGGCUUUAUGGAUUGUUAUGUAUUAUAAAUGUUCUUUAUGAGACAGACUACUGUGUUUCUUCUCAUUUAUUAAAAGUCAAGUAGAAAAAUAAAUUAAUUUUUAAAUAUC